AUGUCCGAUCAUGACGGGAACCAGAUGGAGUUCUCUCCGCCACCAGAAGCGGCGCGAUCUUGGGAUGGGGUGGUGAUACCCCGAUGGUUUGACUCAGAGAUGCCAGGUGAACUAGACCGGGGAACGAGAGAGUCUCUUAAUAACGUGGAAAGCGAAAGCUCACCCGCACUCCUGGAGGCUUAUUAUUAUGCACGGGAUAUGCGCCUUCUCCAAAAUGCCCUGUACUACUUGUCCUACAAAAUGCUCCGAAUCUUGACCCUACUCCAGGGGGAAAAUCCACAAGACACGGCACUGGAAGCCUUGCUCUGCACAAUCGAAGAUAGCUUCGAUGCGAUAGAAGACAUGUUUUUCCUCCAGUGUGACGAUGACGACGGCAACAACCUUGGUUUCACCAUGGAGGAGUCGCUCACGAUCCGUGAACAGCUCGAGAGGGAAGAAGGGAUGCUCGAUACUAUCAGACCCCGCCUCUUCGAGGUAGAGCGUUUCCUGGUGGAAAAGGAAGCUUCCUUACUGGCAGCUGGCGAUAGGUUCUUGUGGGGGCUUAUGCGCUUCGAACGGUGCAGACAUCGAGACUAUCUGAAGAGGUCUGUGGAAGCGAUGCAGACCGAGCGAUUGAAGCAGGUCGACUACACGGAAAAUGUCCUCUACUCGUGGGAGAGGGGAACGACUCGGGAAGCGAUCACAAUGCCGCCUUUGCGCCCAGACGACACCUCCUGCCUCAUCUGCUAUGACGAGUUUGCAGGAGAAGACGGGGAGAUCGCGGUCGACCCAAUGGUGACCACUUGUUGCCGGAGGCCAUUCCACGUCGCAUGUAUGCUUGGCUGGCUCUUCCAGAAGAUGGACGAUAGGGACGAAUAUGAAGAUGAAGAUGAAAUGAGCUGCCCGAUGUGCAGAGCUGAGGUGGAUGUCGACUCCUUUGUGGACCUCUUGGAAAUUCAGGUGAGGCAGAUGGACGCCUUGUGA
Molecule: messenger RNA, 963 nt
Organism: Fonsecaea multimorphosa CBS 102226
Lineage: Eukaryota; Fungi; Ascomycota; Eurotiomycetes; Chaetothyriales; Herpotrichiellaceae
Exons: 1
Coding region: 1-963 (320 amino acids)
Source: RefSeq, a predicted model, not a curated record